UUUGUCUAUAAUUGGACUUAUGUAAACGUGUUAAAAUAGAAAUGUCUCUAGACCAAGAUUUUGUUAAACAACGAGUGUCAGAACUUAAGAAAGUCUGUAUUGUUGGAUCAACCACAUGGGGAACUGUUAUUUCUAAAGUAAUUGGAACAAACAUAAUUAAAUUGGACUCAUUUAAUGACACCGUAGAGUUGUUUGUACAAGAAGAGACGAUAGAUGAUAAAGGAUUAAUCGAAGUAAUCAACGAAACACAUGAAAACCCCAAAUACCUUCCAGGUUGCCGACUUCCUGACAAUGUGGUAGCAGUGUCUGAUGUUGUAGAAGCAGCAAAAGAAGCUCACAUUAUUGUUUUUGCACUCCAAUCAGAAUAUAUAACUUCUACAUGUGCAUCACUCUACGGAAAAAUAAAACCCACAGCAGCGGGAUUGUGUUUGACAAAAGGACUUGAGCUGACAGAGGAUGGAAACAUUGAACUUUUCUCACAAAUAAUUACAAGGUAUCUUAAAAUUCAAACAUCAGUAUUGAUGGGAGCAAAUCUUUGUGAUGAAAUAGCCAAUGAAUUGUACUGUGAAGCUACCAUUGGGUGCAAGGAUAAGAUACUAGCAGCCACUUUGAAAGAACUCAUUGAAACAGAAUACUUCCGAGUAUCUAUAAUUGAUGAUGUAGACGCUGUAGAAGUUUGUGGCUCUCUGAGAAACAUAAUAGCCUGUGGGGUGGGGUUUUUGGAUGGUACUGACUCUGGGAGAAGCGCUAAAGCAACAGUGAUUCGACUUGGGUUGAUUGAAAUGAUCAAAUUUAUUGAUUUAUUUUAUCCUGCCUCUAAAGUCUCCACAUUCUUUGAGAGUUGUGGUAUUGCUGAUCUUGCGACCUGUUACCUUGCUGGUCAAAAUCGUAAAUAUGGAGAACACUUUGUGAAGAGCAAAAUAUUAUCAAAGAGUUUUGAUGAGUCAAAUGAAGGCUCCAUAGAGGGUCUUCACACUGUAAGGAAACUCCAUACAUGGUUACAAGAGAAAGACAUGACUUACAAGUUUCCUUUAUUUACUGCUAUUUACAAAGUGUUUGCAGAUGAAUUGAGCCCAUUCUGUUUUCUUGAUAAUGUGCAUGGUAAUUCUGAACACAACAUUCGCUUGUAUCAUUUAACAUGGUGAAUUGUUAGAUCCCUUUUAAAAUGUGUUUUCAUUGUUAGAUCUUUAUAUUAUGAA
This is a messenger RNA of Macrosteles quadrilineatus (aster leafhopper), 1199 nucleotides long. Its product is annotated as glycerol-3-phosphate dehydrogenase [NAD(+)], cytoplasmic-like. The transcript has a single exon. Gene Ontology annotation, biological process: carbohydrate metabolic process; glycerol-3-phosphate catabolic process. Gene Ontology annotation, molecular function: NAD binding; protein homodimerization activity; glycerol-3-phosphate dehydrogenase [NAD(P)+] activity. Bases 42 to 1145 code for a protein of 367 amino acids. Gene Ontology annotation, cellular component: cytosol; glycerol-3-phosphate dehydrogenase (FAD) complex. The record is from RefSeq and is a predicted model, not a curated record. Lineage: Eukaryota; Metazoa; Arthropoda; Insecta; Hemiptera; Cicadellidae.